This is a messenger RNA of Melanotaenia boesemani (Boeseman's rainbowfish), 1820 nucleotides long. RefSeq names its product hexosaminidase (glycosyl hydrolase family 20, catalytic domain) containing (gene hexd). Bases 186 to 1628 code for a protein of 480 amino acids. Lineage: Eukaryota; Metazoa; Chordata; Actinopteri; Atheriniformes; Melanotaeniidae. The record is from RefSeq and is a predicted model, not a curated record. Gene Ontology annotation, biological process: carbohydrate metabolic process. The transcript is spliced from 12 exons. Gene Ontology annotation, molecular function: hexosaminidase activity.
GCUAGGCUGUGGAGUAGCUGUUUACAUUUUGAUUCUUGUCUAUAAGCUACAUAGUUAUUAACUUUAAAUUCAAAACAUUUUAUCAGCGGUUAUUCUGAUUAAAACUACGGUACAAAUGACGUGUUCUUUAUAGUGUCACGUCUAGCUUGCAACACUUCAGUAGCAACGAUCAAGUAACAGGCACAAUGGCGUGUACACCCUGGCCCAAAGGGAGGAAACUUGUCCACUUGGAUUUGAAAGGUGCCCCUCCGCGAGUUGAAUAUCUUCACAAGUUGAUCGAGCUCUUCUCUCAACUUGGAGUCGAUGGCCUACUGAUGGAGUAUGAGGACAUGUUUCCUUAUAAAGGCGAGCUGCAGCUGCUGCAGGCCACAGAGCAGCCUGCUUACAGCCGAGAGGAAGUGUUGUCCAUGCAGGAGUUUGCCAGAUCAAAGGGCAUGGAGGUGAUCCCACUUGUGCAGACAUUUGGGCACAUGGAGUUUGUGUUGAAGCAUCGGCUAAUGUGGCACCUUAGGGAGGUGCCGCAAUGUGUGGGCACCCUGAAUCCCCACAAAGAGGAGGGGGUGAAGCUGGUGAUGGAGAUGCUGAGGCAGAUAAUGGAGCUGCAUCCUGGCCUACAGACGCUGCACAUCGGAGCAGACGAGGUUUACAUGCUCGGUGAGGGUGAGGACUCCAAGCUUUGGUUGGCUUCUCCUGGACGUACGGUGGAGCAACUUUACCUGAGUCACAUAACCAAGGUGGCUAAGGCUAUCAAGGAGGCGUGGCCUCACGUGACCAUCAUAAUGUGGGAUGAUAUGAUGAGAAGCAUGAACCAGGACACACUGAAAGCAAGCGGUCUGAUAGGACUUGUGCAGCCCAUGUUAUGGGACUACACCCCAAAUUUGGAUGUGGAAAAAACUGUGUCUCUGCUGGAGAAGUACUGCAGUGCUGGUAUGUCUGAUCUGUGGGCUGCUAGCUCCUUUAAAGGCUCCACCGCUGUUUACACCUGUGUGACCAACACACAGAGACAUGUGGAUAAUCAUCUACAAUGGCUGAAAGUAGCUGCCUCUCUGUCUGCUGGUGUAAACCUGAAAGGCAUUGCCAUUACAGGCUGGCAAAGGUAUGACCAUCUGUCAGUGCUGUGUGAGCUGAUGCCUGUGGCUCUCCCUUCACUAGCAGCCUGUCUCCAGACUCUCAUCCACGGUCAGUUCAGUGCUGAAGCUCAAAGCAAAGUAACUGAGAUGCUGGGGAUUUCCUCAGUAGAAGUGGAAGCCAUGGAGAAGACUUCUGCAGCUGAGUCGUCAUUCCCAGGAAGGAGGCUGGCUGAGUUGAUUGUGGAGCUUAAUUUACUGCUUAACUCGGAGGACGUAAGAUUUUUUGAAAGCAACAUGCUUGUAAGAGGAUGGCUAAGCCCCUACCACAGGCAGAGGAUGAUGGUAACACCACUUAUCUCCAUGCAGAUUCACAGCCAAGCAUCAAUGUAUUUGGAAAUGUUACAACGGAUGACGGAGGCAGUAAAAGAGGAGAUGGUGCGUCUUUAUCCAGAUACAACAGCUCAGGAGUGGAUAGAGCAACAUGUCAACCCUGUGAUGGCCCCACUACAGCGGAUAACGGAGGAUAUCCAAGCCUGUCUGAAGGAGAUGGUGCCCUAGACCAAUCUGGCUCCAAACUUCUUUUUUCUUUUGAUACUGUAUCUGUUGCAUAACCUCUCAAAUUAAUAGGAGUUAUAUGUGUGAUUCAAAGCAAAAUUUAAAAAAGUGUUUUAUACAAAAACUUUAUGUACAACACGUUCAACGAAUGUAACAAAGUAAACAAUAACAAUAAAAUCAAAUAAUCCAAAAGUU